Melitaea cinxia (Glanville fritillary) is the source of this 3385-nucleotide messenger RNA. Its product is annotated as zinc finger protein 420. NCBI's taxonomy places the organism in Eukaryota, Metazoa, Arthropoda, Insecta, Lepidoptera, Nymphalidae. The record is from RefSeq and is a predicted model, not a curated record. Gene Ontology annotation, biological process: regulation of transcription by RNA polymerase II. The transcript has 17 exons. Gene Ontology annotation, molecular function: RNA polymerase II cis-regulatory region sequence-specific DNA binding; DNA-binding transcription factor activity. The coding region runs from base 515 to 2725 and encodes 736 amino acids.
CUAUUGAUAAGUUCUGUGAUUGCGUCAUGUAAAUCUAAAGACGUACGAAACAUUGCCAAUUAGUGUGAUGAUCAAUAUAAAUCUUAAAAAUAUUCAUUUCACAAAUUUAAUUUCAUUUAGUUUCAGUAAUAAACGGAGUGGAAAUCAAAGUUUUGUGUAUACCUUAAUAUUUUUGUUUGACAGGUAUAACCUAUUCGUAUUUGCGUCCUGACACCAUUUUUUUUCUGUUCUGCUUUUCAUUUAUAUGAAUAGACCACGUUGUAGGCAUUUGCAAGUGAUCGUGCUAUUUUAUAACAAAUCCUUUUUAUUUACAAAUAUAUUGAAAUAAAGUUGUUAACGUUUAACUAGAUAAGGUUAUGUUGAUGUUUUGGUUUCGAGUGAUAGUUGUAUAGAAAAUUGUUGACAGAAAUCGUACAUCGAUUUACGGCGACGAACGUCUAGUAUCAGUCUAUACUUUGACAUUUUAAUGUCAUACAAAAUUUAGAAUCUUUUCGGUCUAAAAGAUUAAACCAAAAUGGAAUUCAAUCUUCACUGGGAGGAUGUAAAGCCUAAUAUAGUUGCAAGUGAAGAAGUUAUAUGUGGCCUUGAUAAUGUGCAAAAUGAUUCAUAUGAAAACAUGACAACAGAAGAAAUUAUAGCAGACACAGAACAAAUAGCAGCAGAAAAUCUUAUGUAUUUAUCACAAGAUUUUGUCAGCUAUACCGAGAGUGCAGAAUUGGCACAAGAUCCUAACGUUGAAUGUGUUACUGAGGAAGUAAUUACUGAUGAUUGGGUUAUAUCAGGCGGACAAGAAAGGGUUGAAGUACCUUUAGAACAUUUAGCAAACCCUAUUCAAGAUAUUAAAGAAGAAAAUGACAUUGAUGUUCCUCUACCAACAGAUCAAGAUGAAUACACAGCCAUGCGUCCCUGGCCAUGUGACUUCUGUUCCCGUCGGUUCCGUAAGAAGGCAGCUCUGAUGAACCACAUGGUGGCUCACCAGAACGACCGGCCGCAUGCCUGCAACCUAUGUGGUGUACGCUAUGUACGCAAAUGCGACCUCAUGAACCACCUCAAGGUGCACGCCUUCGUGCCUGAGGACCCAGACCCUUUGGACUACCAGCACGAUGAAAUCGUAGCCCAUACCCCUUUGAUAAAGACUAAAAAAAAGAGAGGUCGGCGGAAAAAGGCUGCUGAAUCCGUUGAGGAGAACGGCGUGAUGGAGAACAUGACGUCGGCGCGCACGCAGCAGUGGUCGCGGCGCGCGCGCACGCCGCCCGCGCCGCGCCCGCCCUCGCCCUCCCCGCCCUCGCCCUCCCCGCCGCCGCCCUCGCCGCCGCCGCCCGCCGACCCCGCGCGCCCCUUCGUCUGCCGGACCUGCGGCAUCGGCUUCGCGAGGGAGAAGGCGCUACAGUCUCAUUCUAGGGUGCACGGCGGCGACUCCCCGGUGGAGUGCGGCGAGUGCGGCGAGCUGUGCUGGUCGCGCGAGGCGCUGCGCGCGCACGCGGCGGCGCGCCACCCGCACGCCUCGCUGGCGCCCGCCUCGCUCAAGCGAGAGCCCUCCUACGACGACAACUCCGGAGACGACAUGGAGUUCCGGUUGUCGCCACUGGCUCACAGCGGCAGUGACCGUGGGGAACGCGAACGCGAACGGGAUCGUGUCACGGACGUUCGCGGACCCGAACUUUUCUGUGGCGACUGUGGGGUGGCCUUCCAACGUGCUGACCUUCUACGUCGACAUGUGACUGCCGCGCACAGCUACAAGCGGCACGACAGCACGAGCAGCACGUGGGAGCAGGAGCACACGUGCGACGUGUGCGGCGAGAGCUGCCCCGACGCGCUGCAGCUGCUGGCGCACGCCGAGCGCCACGCCGAGCGCCCGCGCGCGAGCAGGUUAAAAAGGAUGGGGCGAGGACGAAAUAACGCAUCAAAUAUCUUAAAACAAUUUCCAUGUAGAGAAUGCGGUAAAGUGUUCGGGUCUCGCAGUUCGCAGCAGAUCCACGUCCGUAUACACACUGGCGAGCGUCCGUAUGCGUGUCGGUUCUGUUGGAAGGCGUUCGCGGAUGGCGGCACGCUACGUAAACACGAACGCAUACAUACCGGCGAGAAGCCGUACGCGUGCGCGGUGUGUCCGCGCGCGUUCAACCAGCGCGUGGUCCUCCGCGAGCACGUGCGCUCGCACCAUUCGGCGCCCGACCGCCGCGCCAACGGUGGAUACCAAUAUUGUUGCGUUGUUUGUGGUCAACCUAUGCAUUCGAGUGCUGAGCUCGUUCAACAUCUGAUUCAGCACUGUGAUGAAAAUACCGCGCUAAAGAGACAACCACAGAAUGGUCCACGGAAAUACAAGCGAAGGCGGAAAACAAAAGUUGAGGAAUCUCCGGUCCAGCAGGAGUGGGAGCGCGCGAGCACGCCGUCGCCCAGCCGCUCGCGCUCGCCGGCCGCGCCCGCGCCCGCGCGCCGCCGCCGCCGCCGCGCGCCGCCGCCGCGCCCCAAGAUGAUCCACACCGCGGAGCCGCGCCCGCGCCGCGCGCCCAAACAGAUUCGGAGUAGAAGACCUCCACGACAUCCGGCAGACGAUUUGCGAGCGAUCGGACCGAGCUCGCCGUCGCCUGUGAAUUCCCCUCCACCGUCCUCGCCCUCCCUCUCCCACCUGCCCUCGACCGACGAGGGUCCCUACAAGUGCGAGAUGUGCUCCAUGGAAUUCGCAAGAAGAGACGCCUUACUGCUCCACGUGCCCAUUCAUAUAUGACGCACGAGAUAUCAGACUCGAAGGAGGCUUCGAUCGCAGCGAGCCGCCUAGGGCGGCAGGGUGCGACAAACGUCGAAGGUGUCGAGAUAGGAUAAGACUGAUGUAUCGUUUUUAUAUGUAAUAUAUGAACUCAGAUGAUCGCUUAACCGAAUGGUACUGUUCUUGCUACACAUUGAGUGCUAUUAACCAGACGUUAAGCACAGAACCAGAGUGAGUUAUUCUUGAUGGAAUUUCUAUGAAGGGUAGUCUUGCCCUUCCUCCAUAGAGUUAUUUUACAAUUGCUAUUGCGGCCAUGGCAGCCAAAGAAAUAAAUCGAAGUAUGUAUUAAGUAUGUGAUUGUGUAACACAAUGUAUUCAUUUUUAAUAUAAACUCUUCAGAGUAUAUCACUGAAAACCAAAUCAAUUAGAGUAAAAUGUUUUACUGUAGAAUAUAAUACUUGUCUUUUUUAUACUCAGUGUAAUAUAAAAUCUUUAAUUUUGUAAAAAAAAAUUAAAAUUCGUGUGAAUGAUGACUGUUUAAAAAUUAUGUCCUUAUUACCAGAUGUAAUUAUUUAAAUUAGGUCAAUUGUUUAGAUAGUUCUGUAAAUACUUGUAAAAUGAUAAAAAUAAUUCUAGAUCAACUAUGAUAUUUUAUUAUAUUAAAAAUAUUUUGUACAUAUA